AUGGCGGUCGGCGUCUCACAAGUGCGAGUUCUCGAAUUGGAAGCUUCUGGUGAUGAUAUCCCUCGAUUUGCGUCGCUAGCUCAUUGCGAUCCUGAAUCCAGGGCUGGUGAGCCUGUCCCUGAUUUGUCAUCGUACGGUUAUAAUUUCCCUGUCUUGGAGAAACUGUUAACCUGCAGCCAGAACUGUUUUGCUACGUUAACAUCUCUGAAACUGGUGAAUUUUAACAUUGAUGAAGAAGGAGGGAUCAUGGAUCAUGUUUUAUCCAAUUGUCGGUUUCUCGAAGAACUAUCUCUAAAAGGUGGAACUGGGUUGAAGAAUCUGAACAUUGUUAAUCUUUCCUCCCUCAAGUAUUUGAGUUCAGGUUCUUGUUGGGAUUUAGGAAAGUUGAAGAUUAUUUCAGCUCCAAAUCUGGUGCACUUUGAGCACAAAGGAUUUCCUGAACAUCCUCUGCCUUUUAUGUGGCUAGACUUUUGCUUUGAAGAUGUCCCUCUUCUUUCGCAGGUUACUAUGGACACAAAUUAUUUAUUGUCUUUCAUGGGAGUAAGGCGAAAGCACGAAGUAUACUCGAAUCAAUUGGAGAAAGUGUUCAUGCAUAUUUCUUGUUACUCAGAAUUCGAUAAUGUGGUUAAUUUUGAUUAUCGUCGCACCUUCCCCACUAUGAGAUGCCUCAAACAGCUUGAUAUGUUCAUUACGACGGUUCCCGGCGCAAGUCUCAUAUUCUUUGUGUUAUGCAUCAAGUCGUGUCCUUUCUUAUCUACCUUGUUUGUUCAGUUCGCUGAGGAGAAGAUAACACAAAACGAUAAAGUGGAAGCCACGAUUCGAACCUCUUUACGUCACUAA
Messenger RNA from Oldenlandia corymbosa var. corymbosa, 840 nucleotides. Lineage: Eukaryota; Viridiplantae; Streptophyta; Magnoliopsida; Gentianales; Rubiaceae. The record is from the annotation of a GenBank genome assembly.